Molecule: messenger RNA, 6496 nt
Organism: Syngnathoides biaculeatus (alligator pipefish)
Lineage: Eukaryota; Metazoa; Chordata; Actinopteri; Syngnathiformes; Syngnathidae
Product: adhesion G protein-coupled receptor B1-like
Exons: 31
Coding region: 602-5215 (1537 amino acids)
Biological process (GO): negative regulation of angiogenesis; engulfment of apoptotic cell; adenylate cyclase-activating G protein-coupled receptor signaling pathway
Cellular component (GO): plasma membrane; postsynaptic density; dendrite
Molecular function (GO): G protein-coupled receptor activity
Source: RefSeq, a predicted model, not a curated record
UUUGCUUCAAAGGAGACAGAGAAAAGCAAAGCUGCAAGCAUCGCUGUCUACAGAGGUGGAUUCAGGGAUCCGCGCAAGACCCUCCGUUAAAGGCACACAUUCACCUGGUUGAAAGAUUGGGGAAAUUUAAUUUUGACAGACCUAAAAUAUGGAAAACUCAUAGGAAGUAUUACUAGCGCUGUAAGUUAAAGAAGAUGGAUGUUUGAUUGAGGAACAGAAAAAUAAAAAAUACAAAUACAGUCAUUAUUUUCUUUCGGUGCCAUUUUACGCACUGAGAGAACAAUUGGAAUGAGCGGACUUUCCCAAAUCGUUUGUGUUUCACGAAUAUCAACAAUUUCAACAUUGAUUUUUGUUGAGCUACCAAAGGAGUUCUUUGCAUACUUUUUGUCACCCAUGCUUUUGGAAUUGGUGUCCAGAGAUAGCAUGCAUCAAACGGAGAAUUGACUUGCUCAAGGUAGCUGGGUCUACAAUUGAAGUCAUCUGCCAUUUUAUGGAUCUUUGAGAGGAAACUUUUCUCACGCUUUCUAAUAUCUUAAAACUCUUGGUGCAACAAUUCCCCCAAAAUCAUCAUCUGGACUCUCCUUCUGUUUCUCUUCAAACAAUGUUGAACAUUGUUUUUCAAUUUGCUUAUUGCCCACUUCGAGUGAUGAUACUGUAUUUUCUUCCGAUUGUAAUAUUGAUAGGAGAGGGGUCCCACUCAUCCCGUUCAGGGUCAGAGUCAAACUCCUGUUCUACAUUGGUACAAAGCCAUUUAUUUGGCUUUUUCCUGUCAUCAUCAGUAUUCCCAACUGUUCCUUGUUCCUGGAUCCUACAAAAUCCUGAUCCACAGCACUACAGCAUCUUUGUCAAGAUAACAAAACCUACCAAGGACUGCAUGCCAUUACAGCUUCGUAUCUUCCAAUAUGAUUCCUUCCUGGAGACCACGCACACCUACCUAGGAAUUGAUAGCUUUGACGAAGUUGUGAGGCUGUGCGAUACCUCUGCCCCAUUAGCCUUCCUUGAGGCUGACAAGCAGUUUUUUCACAUGAGAAAGGGCCCUCAUCAGAAAGGUGCAACCACUCCAAGCGACAGUGGUGAUUUCAAAGUGGAGUACCUGGCUGUUGGAAAAAGUAACCCCAGCAUGGCAGCCUGUCAAUUGCUGUGUCAGUGGCUGGAAGACUGCCUGGCCCCCAGCACAUCGAGCAGUCCAUGUGGCAUUAUCCAGAUGCCAUGUUUGUGCUGGCAUUCACCACUACAGUACACUGAGGGCAACAGCUGUUACUACAAUGGAGUUCACCUGUAUAACUGUUUACCCAAAGUCAGAGAAUUUGGAAAAAUUGCUAAAAUAAAAGGUAAAGACCUGCAUAUUUCUCGCAGUCAGUACCUUCGUUCAGCGGAUAGUCACAAGCUUGAUGAUGUAGACAACCCCCAUAGUGGACAGCAAAAUCCUCAGACAGGCUCAACCUCAGGGGAGGAGUGGUCAGCUUGGAGUGUGUGUUCUGCUACAUGUGGGGAGGGCUGGCAGAGUCGCACUCGUUUCUGUGUCUCCUCCUCAUACAGUACCCAAUGUAGUGGGCCUCUGCAAGAACAGAGAACUUGCAUCCCUGUUGUUUGUCCAGUGGCUGGCGCUUGGGAUGAAUGGUCACCAUGGAGUUUAUGUUCGUCAACAUGUGGCAGAGGUUUUCGAUCCCGAACACGAACCUGCACCCCUCCCCAGUUUGGGGGAGACCCCUGUGAGGGUCCAGAGAAGCAGACUAAAUUCUGUAAUAUAGCUGUCUGUCCAGUGGAUGGUGUGUGGAAUGAGUGGUCAAGUUGGAGUUCCUGUUCAUCUUCCUGCUCUAAUGGGACCAUGCAACGGACAAGAGAGUGUAACGGCCCAUCCUAUGGAGGUUCUGAAUGCAGAGGAGAGUGGCUUGAGUCUGUUGACUGCUUCUUUGGGGAAUGCCCAGUGGAUGGGAGCUGGCAGCCAUGGUCUCUGUGGUCAGCAUGUUCAAAAUCCUGUGGUGGAGGUGUACAGCAGAGAAGCAGAAUUUGUUUUGGUCCCUUUUUUGGAGGCCAUUCUUGCCAUGGAGAACGAGAAAAGGCCCGACAUUGUCAUGAAAAACGAUGCCCAGAAUCUCAUGAAAUAUGUGUUGAGGACCACUACUCCAACGUUGUUUGGAAGAUGACUCCAGCUGGCGAUACAGCAGCAAUGCGUUGUCCUCCCAAUGCAAUGGGGUUGAUUUUGCGUCGCUGCAUCCUUGAUGAGGAGGGUAUUGCAUCCUGGGAGAAUCCUACCUAUAUGAAGUGCAUUUCCAAUGAUUAUCGCAGCAUUCAAACUUUGACUCGAGAUCAUUUAUCUAAAGCGCAGCGAGGCCUCGUGGGGGAUGGCAUCUCUGAAGUGAUGCUGAAACUGAGGGUGACUUCCAGUGACGGCACCAGCUACAGCGGUGAUUUGCAAGCUAUUUUGGACGUGCUGAACAACAUGACUGAAAUCUUCAGGAGGGCAUACUACAGUCCCACCAGUACAGAUAUGAGGAACUUUGUCCAGUCAGUUAGCAAUCUGCUCAUGGAAGAAAACAGACCACGCUGGGAAGAAGCUCAACUGCUGGGCUGUAACAUCAAAGAGCUGUUCCGCCUGAUUGAGGACUUUGUGGAUGUCAUUGGUCUGAAAAUGAAAGACUUUCAAGACAUGUAUGAAGUGACUGAUAAUCUAGUUUUGAGCAUCCACAAGCGUCCAAUGGUGAGUAACGCAGAUAUCAGCUUCCCAAUGAAGGGCUGGAGAGGCAUGAUGGACUGGGCCCGCAACUUAGAGGACAGAGUCACUAUCCCAAAACACAUCCUGUUUACAAGAAAGCCAGAUUCGGAUGUCUCUUCAACAUUUGUAACAGGAAUCAUUCUGUACAGAAACUUGGGAAAUCUUCUGAAUUUGCAAAGAAACAGCACAGUACUGAACUCCAAGGUUGUAUCAGUCACUAUAAAACCCACUCCUGCUUCACUUUCUGCUGCACUUCCAGUUGCAGUUGAAUUGUCUCACUUGUACAACGGCACCACAAACCAGACGUGUGUAUCCUGGGAUGACAAUGAGAGCUCGUCUCUGCUGGGAUCCUGGUCUGUUCGGAGCUGCAAAGCCGUGCUUGUCGAUUCACUCCACACCAAAUGCCUGUGUGACAGGCUGUCCACCUUCGCCAUAUUAGCACGACUUCAUCCUGAAAUGAACAUGGAAAAGACACACCUCCCAUCUGUGACACUCAUUGUGGGUUGUGGAGUAUCUUCGCUUACAUUGUUGCUGCUCAUCAUCACCUAUGUGUCGGGCUGGAGGUAUAUUCGGUCUGAACGAUCUGUCAUUCUAAUCAACUUCUGCCUUUCAAUAAUUUCAUCCAAUGCCCUUAUCCUCAUUGGGCAGACCCAAACAAGAAAUAAGGUAUUAUGCACCAUAAUAGCGGCGUUUCUUCACUUUUUUUUCCUGUCAUCAUUCUGUUGGGUCCUGACGGAAGCAUGGCAGUCAUACUUGGCAGUGACGGGUCGUCUCAGGAAUCGUAUUAUACGCAAGCGUUUUCUCUGUCUUGGCUGGGGUCUCCCUGCUCUUGUUGUUGCAAUCUCAGUGGGUUUUACCAAGGCAAAAGGCUAUGGAACACUAAGCUACUGCUGGUUAUCUCUGGAAGGAGGGCUUCUCUAUGCUUUUGUUGGACCAGCUGCUGCUGUAGUUUUGGUUAACAUGGUAAUUGGGAUUCUCGUUUUUAACAAACUGGUGUCCAAAGACGGCAUUACUGAUAUGAAACAAAAGGAGAGGGCGGGUCAGAUGACAGUGCCACUGUACAAUAUGACGCUCAAAUGUGCCAAGUGUGGAGUUAUCUCGUCGGCUGACGUAUCCACCACUGCUACCAGUAAUGCCAUGGCCUCACUGUGGAGCUCCUGUGUGGUUUUGCCUCUUCUGGCUCUCACAUGGAUGUCAGCUGUACUUGCCAUUACUGACCGGCGUUCUGCACUAUUCCAGAUACUUUUUGCUGUCUUUGAUUCUAUGGAAGGCUUUGUCAUUGUCAUGGUGCACUGCAUCCUACGACGAGAGGUUCAGGAGGCUGUAAAGUGCAGUGUUAUAGAUCGCCAGGAAGAUGGGAAUGGGGAUUCUGGUGGAUCAUUCCAGAAUGGACAUGCUCAGCUUGUGACUGACUUUGAGAAGGAUGUUGACAUGGCUUGCAGAUCAGGUACUGAGAAGAAAUCCUCCGUUCAGGAAGAGGAAAAGGCCUCUUCUGGGGCUCUAACCGUUCAUAGGGGAUCCAACUUCAACACCAUGCCACCCAGUAUGGCUCGAGUCAACCCCCAGAACAGGGCAGAGUAUACCAGCCACACACUGAGUCUAUGCAAAGAGAAAUGUACCACAAAAGGAAUUAGCACUGUUUUGCCAGAUGCCAAAUCCAUUUACAUCUGUGAGAGUGAACUCUUUAAGCAGCUCGAUGGUGAGUAUCAACAAAGGAAUGGAGAAGGAAACAGUUGUGAGGGUGCUGGCAAAUUUCCAGGACUAGUCCUUUUACCAACCAACAAAACGAGCACCCUAAAGCCAGCCAAGGGCAAAGAAGAGCAGCUAUCCAAGUAUAACAAAAGCGAUGAGCAGUUGCCUCAGACAAGGCUUGUCCAGCUGGCUAACCCCCUCAGUGGUGAAAAAGUGUUUGCAUCUGAACUGAAUACCAUACCUGCUGACCAGGUUGUUGUGUCAUGCUCAGAGAUAGAAUCCCCUGCGCACAACCUAAAAAACCUGCUCAGAGACUCUCAGGUGGACAGUACCACCUGCAAUAGAGAAGAAUUUAGAAAAUCUGUUGUGAUGUCCAAGAGUGAAACUGUUUCUACUCUUUCCAAGAGCUCCUUGGAGAGGCAAAUAUCACGCUAUGAACAGCUUGACUUUGAGAAGAUAAUGCACACCCGGAAACGCCACCAGGACAUGUUUCAGGACCUGAACAGGAAGAUUCACAGUGCAAACAUGGAUGUAGAGUCUCGACCUGUUGAUGCCAAAGCUUCCAAAAGAUGGAGUGUGUCCUCUAACUGCAGCGACAAGACCAACACAAGUGAUAAGGAGCAGACCCCAAGUAAGAGGGCAUGGGAGGACAUACAAAAGACCCACUCCCCCACAUCCUGGGGAAGAAAGGAUCUGGUGACAGCAGUGACCUCCCCUUGUGAAAUUCGCACAGUGGAGUGGGAGAAAACAAGUGCAACUAUUCCAUUGGUUGGCCAAGAUAUCAUGGACUUGCAGACGGAGGUGUGAUAAAUAAAACAAAUUUCCUCAACUCAUUUUUCACAUAAAUCUUGGACAAAUGAGCAACAUGCCAUACACUGGAUGAAGUGCACUGCAAAUGUGAGGAGAAAAGAGAGCUAAAAAAGAAUGAAAUCAAGAAAUUAGCAGGAAAAUAAUAAGAUGGUAUGGUAUUGUGUUUUCUAUGUUGUUUCAUUUAAUGUUUGGAUUGUGUUUUCAUCAGAUAUGAACUGUCCUCCUUAAUAUAGACAUGAGUACCAAACUGGCUCACAUAAGAGAAAGUUGGCAAAGUACAAGAUUCACCAACUGCAUUGUGUAUACAGAAAAUUUAUGACCUGUUGUUUAGUAUGUAUGUAAUGGUUGUAAUGUAAUUACCUUUUUUUCCAUUCAGUGUUACUGUCACUGUUGCAUGUCUUUCUCGAAUUCAGCACUGCUGUUCUACGUGGCUCAAGAAGGUUUUUCCUCAAUAUCAGUCAAAAAAAUGUGAAAAAAAUUAACUCUUUGAGGACAGACUGGCAAGCACCCACUACUAUGCUCCUAAAGUCAAUCCCCUCCCCUGCCGAACUCACUCAAAAUUAUUGUAGCUCAAACACUUUAGCACUAUGGCACAGUUGGCACUGAUAAACCAAGUAAAGAGGGAAUGCAAAUGAAAAUAAAAAAAUCAUGCACCCAAUAGAACUUCUCUGAGAUUUUUGCAUGCUUCGCUAUCAAAAAAUCAGUGCCACCUGUGAGGAUUAGGGAUAGCUCACAGCUAGUCAGUCAACACAUCCAAUUGAUAUUUUGUUUUUGAGGAAGAUUGGCAGAUAAGAAUAGCAUAGUUAAUAUGAAAUGUUUAACAUUGGUUUUAAAAAGGAGUGUAUUUAUGUUUAAUGAUUAAAGUUAGGUAUGUGACUCAGUAAAAUUAUAUACUGUAUGUUAUGAUGCCUAAAAGGAACCUGAAAGCACAAGGCUCAUUUGGAGUCACGAUGUACAGCAUUGUAAUUAUUUAAACAGAGUGGAAUUCAGUCUUUAAAAACACUUCAUACUCUGAGGAAGAGUCAUGACUGAAAAUAAGCGCGUUAUUAUGAGAAUCUUCUUCUCCCUUCCCUGUCUUUUCAGGAUACUGGACAAUAUCGGUGUUCUGUAUCAGUAUGUAACCAGUGUUUGUAUUGCAACCAUUUUAUUCUUGGAUUUCCUGACUGUUGGUUGUUCUCUAAUCUGCUCCCAUCAUCAGGCUUUCUCACCGAACCAUCCCACACCUCUGAACUUGCCUUUUUGUUUUACCUGGUGUCAUCUGUUUAUCAAUGUACAGUU